Messenger RNA from Suillus plorans, 761 nucleotides. RefSeq lists its product as uncharacterized. The record is from RefSeq and is a predicted model, not a curated record. NCBI's taxonomy places the organism in Eukaryota, Fungi, Basidiomycota, Agaricomycetes, Boletales, Suillaceae. Bases 196 to 552 code for a protein of 118 amino acids. The transcript has a single exon.
AUGCAGAGGCCCAUUGACAAGGUAAGUCAUGAUAUGCACUGUUCAAACUGAUGAAUCAGACCACACGUCUCAUUGUGCAACUCCUCCCGCAAGCCCAUCGUCCCACUCCUGCGAAACCACCGCCUCCACCCCUAAAAUCAACGCGCCGACAAAGACCAAGCUCGCUUGUGCUCGCUAUCUUGCGCCCGUUUUCUCAUGCUUGCUCUCUCGUACCUGUCCUCUUGUGCCCAUUCUCUCGUGCUAACUCUCUCCCACCUGUUCUCAUGCCACGCCCCAUCUUUCAUGCCCUCCUACUUCUCAAUGUCGCUUGGUAUUGAGACCAUCAACUGCGGCACAACAACAAGUGCCUGCCACGUUACCUGCGUCUUUGCGCACUCCCAGCCACCACCAUUCACCACUUCCACAAUGGCGCAAACACUUGCGGGUGGCGCUUUGGACCGUAUUUUCUUGCAACAGUUCUGGACCCUAACUUCAAACGUCGAAACCCGUUGGACUGAGAUGAAGGUUGCGAGCGGGAGAGCUCGUUUUGAAGCUGUGAUAAGUCUUAUUUGACCAACUUCCUAACUUCGCACCCUGCCAUUGAGCACAUCAUCUACUCCGGUCUUGCCUUGUACUCACUACACGUUCACACACACACCUCCUUCAGCACACACACAGAGCAGUUUAUCAGCACCUACUGUCUCCCUCGUUACUCGUAUUCUGUGUUAAUGCCUUGUGCUUGUUACACUCGAAAUGAUAUCUUGCAAAUUGACCGCUGCUUA